Messenger RNA from Haemorhous mexicanus (house finch), 2643 nucleotides. It is a transcript of the gene NCR2, whose product is annotated as natural cytotoxicity triggering receptor 2. Gene Ontology annotation, molecular function: signaling receptor activity. The record is from RefSeq and is a predicted model, not a curated record. Gene Ontology annotation, cellular component: cell surface. NCBI's taxonomy places the organism in Eukaryota, Metazoa, Chordata, Aves, Passeriformes, Fringillidae. Bases 109 to 1530 code for a protein of 473 amino acids. The transcript is spliced from 8 exons.
AAGAACUCAGCACUUCCCCCCCAGCUGUGUCACUGCCAGGCAGGAGAGGCUGAGGGCACCAGGACACGCUGGGCAGCCCCCAGUGAUGCCCCUUCCCUGGGCCUGAGGAUGGCCAUGGAGCUGAGAGCCCUCUUCCUGCUGCCACUCUGCUUCCCAGGUCUCCAAGGCCAAGCCCCAGAAGCCCUGAGACUACGGGAGGGGGACACUCUGUACAUCCAGUGUCCUUAUGCAGAGGGGACUCUUGACUAUCAGACAAAAUACUGGUGCCUCCUGAAAGAUGGAAAAUGUCAGGAAUUAGUGAACACCUACAGCAAACAAUUCUCCCAGGAUAGGAGAAUUAAAAUAGAUGAUGAUGCCAGAACUAAGACUUUUUCUGUCACCAUGGUUGCCCUCAAGGCAGAGGACUCGGGCACAUAUUUCUGUGCUAUUUACAAAUCUUACUAUGAUUAUUCACGGCUAAGGACGAUCUCACUGAUUGUUUUCAGGGAGCUGCUGCAGUGGGAGCUGGACACCCUGACAGUGCAGUGCCCAGCGGGGAGUGGUGCCUGGUGCCGAGGGCAGGCUGACUGCACAGCCCUGGUGAGCAGACAAAGAUCUUCAAAACAGAGUGAAAUCAAAUCCCAGCGAGACAGAGUGACAAUGCAGUAUCAUGCUCAAGGGCCUCUUGUCACCAUGAAGAACCUGCAGAUCCAGGACUCUGGUGUGUACUGGUGUGCACCGGGGGACUCCAGGCACACCCAGAAAAUGGAGGUCGUGCUCUCUGUGUUCAGGAGGACCCAGAAGCUCACAGCCAAGGAGUCAGGCACCGUCUCUGUCCAGUGUCACUACAAGAUCGCCGACUACAGCACUGCCAGCAAAGCCUGGUGCAAAAGGGAAGAGGGGAAAACGUGCAGCGUGCUGGCCACCACCAGAUCAGAGUCCCCAGCAGCAAACAGCACGGCUCGGGAGGGUGUCAGGAUCCAGGAUGACACCCAGCAGGGCAUUGUCACCGUCACCAUGGAGCAGCUGCAGGUGCAGGACUCGGGCGUGUUCUGGUGCGCGCUGCAGGACGGCUCCGGGCUGCUCCGCAUGGAGGAGGUCACGCUCAGCGUCUCCAAGGCAUUGCCUCGAGGAGGUUUUCCAGACUCUGGAAGCCAAAGUCAAGACGAUCUUUUGGGUGACAGCUGCAGUGGGAACACCUUCCUCGUCCUGUCCGUGGUGCUGCUCCUCCUGCUGCUGCUGGCCCUCCUCAUCUGCAUAGCCCUGGGUGUCAGGUACUACAGGCUGCUCCUGAGAACAGGUGUCAGAGAAGCAGAGGACACCAGUGACAGAGCAGAAGGCACAGCACAGCCUGGCAGCCCUGGGAGGAGGGAAAGUUCCCAGGAUGACAGCAAAGGGCCAGCAUACAUCAACCUGGAUGUGCAAUCCCCCCCCAGCCCUGAGGAUCCUCUUUACUGCAACGUGGAGCUGAGCCAGGCUCCCAGGAACCCCCAGCACGUGGAAUAUGCCAUCAUUGCCUUCAACCCACCCCCAAGGGCCGGCAGGGAAUGAGCACAGAAUCCCAAACAAGCCAGAAAUGGGAGGAAGGAACUGGAAUACACGGUGGGGAUGAGGAGCAGGAGGUGUGUGUGGUGCUGCCUGAGCAUUUUCAGCCCUCCCUCCUGUUUUGGGAAGCAGAGGUUUUGCCAACCUCGGGUCAGGCAGAGCUGUGGGGGAACUCCCAGAUCUCUUGUACAUCUGCUUUUCCAAUCCCAUUAAAGUGCAGAAUGGUGAGAGGCAGGUGUGGAGGCCUGGCCUGGUGAGAAGGAGCAGUGUGGACACGGCUGGGUGGGAUAUCCUGGCACAAACCCUGCCCCAAUCCCAAGAAUUCACCUGUGGUCAAGCAAACUCAUCCCAGUGCUGCAGGGAUGGAGCUCAGGCCUUGCUGUGGCUGGGUUCACUUUCAUGGAACGGGCUGGGGACGAGUGCUGGAUUCCAAGAAUAAGCAGAAGCAGCUCCUGCACUUCCCUGUCUCUGCUGGAAACGCUCCAAAUGACACAUUUGAUUUUACAGUCAUGUGGGGAGCAACGUGAAAUGAGUUUAUGGGGCUCAGUUCCAUUUCUCCAGGAGCUCUGGCUCCUGAUUUCCCUGCCCCAAGCCCUGCUGGAGGAGAGGGACCAAAGGGGCCUGAACCAGCCCUCAUUCCCAGGCCAGUCACAUCCCACAGGCUCCUCUUGCCAGGGCUGCAGCAGGGAGGCUGAUGGAAAUUUUUUGAGAUUUUUCAGAGCUGACCUGACAGAAAGAAAAAGAAAAUGGUUCUGGAAAUGGUUCAUUCAGCCCAACAUUCCCCCAACAAUUUGCUCUUCGUGCAGUUGCACUGGGUCAAGCUGUGGAAGAGUAAUAGCAAAAAACAGUGGAGUGGAAGAGAGGCAUUUUUGGGAAGAUUCUUGAAGAGAAUCCAGAUUUGUGCUCGCUGGAAUGAGAAGGAACAAAAGCUGCAAUCAGUCACCUGACAGAGAAUUUCUGGUCACUUUGAGGGACCAUUUUCUCAACCACUAACUCAAGGAAAGGCACAUUUAGGAAUGGCCAGGCCUGCAGGUUUAGCACCACACCAGUCUCAAAGCCAGGGUCUGUUUGUACUUUCAUGGAAGAUCUCCAAGCAAAUAAAUCACCUUAAAAAUAAAA